Rangifer tarandus platyrhynchus (Svalbard reindeer) is the source of this 3684-nucleotide messenger RNA. The record is from the annotation of a GenBank genome assembly. NCBI's taxonomy places the organism in Eukaryota, Metazoa, Chordata, Mammalia, Artiodactyla, Cervidae.
AUGCCCCGGCGCUACACUCAAGGAGCGGAGAUUGGUGCUGUUGUUGAGAGUGAAGCUAAAGUGAAGACCAGAGUUCGCUUUGAGGAGUUGCUGAAGGCCCACAAUGAUCUAAUGCGUGAAAGAAAAAAACUGAAGAAAAAGAUUGUCCAAUCUGGAGAAAAAAUCUCACUUGAUGCUGUUACAAGCAAUCUUCAGAAAAUCAGGGAAACUAAAAGUGAUGAUAUAACUGCUGUUAAUACUAAGAACCCAGAGAAGCACAUGCGAGUGACUAAAAACAAACCAAGGGAUCCGCAGUCAGCAACUGAAGAUCCAGAAAAUGAUGUUAGUGUGGAGGACACCAAGCAAGAAAAGGCAAGUAAGAAGGUUACGAAAAGAGCGCUUCAGGUGACUGCACAAGAGAUGGAGCCAGAAGCUCCUGAGAAGGGAGAUGCAACACCUCAGAAAACACAGACUAAGCCACAGCCUGGCGUCACUCAUGACAAAAGUGAAAAGGCCAAGGAGGAAGGAGAAAAGAAUAGUUUAGAUGAGGAACAACUGAUGCAAGUGUACCAGCUGCAAGCAGCUGAAGAAAUGGCAAAGGAGAUUAAGAAGAAAAUCCGAAAGAAACUCAAGGAGCAGUUGUCUUACUUUCCCUUAGAUUCUUCAUUGCAUGAUGACAAAUUGAGUGGUGAAAAAAGAAAAAAGAAAAAAAAGAAAGUUCCCAUCUUGUCUAAAUCUGAAACAAGUACAUCGAUCAUCUCUGAUGACCCAGUUGAAGGUGAACAAAAGAAAGAAUCUCCAGUUGAAGCAGUUACUUCAAAUACUCAUCAAGAUGAUGAAAUGAGCUCAAAGGAACAAAAUGUAGAAGACAACAUGCAAGAUGACACAAAAUCCAAACUGAAAAAAAAGAAAAAGAAGGCUAAAACAGGUGAUAAUGAAGACACUGAUGGUGAUGGUGUUCAUGAAAUAACAAGCCGUGAUAGUCCAGUUUAUCCCAGAUGUUUGCUUGAUGGUGACCUUGUCCUGGGAGUUUACAUUCACCGGACUGAUCGACUUAAGUCAGAUUUUAUGAUUUCUCAACCAAUGGUUAAAAUUCAUGUGGUUGAUGAGAAUACUGGUCAAUAUGUCAAGAAAGAUGAUAGUGAACGGCCUGUUUCAUCUUACUAUGAAAAAGAGAAUGUGGAUUAUAUUCUUCCUAUUAUGACCCAGCCAUAUGAUUUUAAACAGUUAAAAUCAAGGCUUCCAGAGUGGGAAGAACAAAUUAUAUUUAAUGCAAACUUUCCCUAUUUGCUUCGAGAUUUUGACGAGAGCCCUAAAGUCAUCCUGUUCUUUGAGAUUCUUGAUUUCUUAAGCAUGGAAGAAAUUAAGAGUAACUCUGAAAUUCGAAACCAAGAAUGUGGCUUCCGGAAAAUCGCCUGGGCAUUUCUCAAGCUUCUAGGAGCCAAUGGAAAUGUAAACAUCAAUUCAAAACUUCGCUUGCAACUGUAUUACCCACCUACUAAGCCUCGAUCCCAGUCAAAUGUCGUUGAGGUUUUUGAGUGGUGGUCAAAAUGUCCAAGAAAUCAUUAUCCAUCAACAUUGUAUGUAACUGUUAGAGGAUUGAAAGUUCCAGAAUGUGUAAAGCCAUCUUACCGUUCUAUGAUGGCUCUUCAGGAAGAAAAGGGGAAACCAGUGUACCGUGAGCGACACCAUGAGCCAAGUUCAGUGGACGCAGAGCCUGGAUUAGAAGAUUCAAAGGAAGUGGUGAAGUGGAAACGGUUGCCUGGGCAGGCCUGCCGUAUCCCAAACAAGCACCUCUUCUCACUAAAUGCAGGAGAGCGAGGAUGCUUUUGUCUUGCUUUCUCCCACAAUGGAAGAAUAUUAGCAGCAGCCUGUGCCAGCCGGGAUGGGUAUCCCAUUAUUUUGUAUGAAAUUCCUUCUGGACGUUUCAUGAGAGAAUUGUGUGGCCACCUCAAUCUCAUUUACGAUCUCUGCUGGUCCAGAGACGAUCGUUAUGUUCUCACUGCGUCGUCUGACGGCACUGCCAGGAUAUGGAAAAAUGAAAUAAGCAAUACAAAUACUUUCAGAGUUUUACCUCAUCCUUCUUUUGUUUACACGGCUAAAUUCCACCCAGCUGUAAGAGAGCUGGUGGUGACAGGAUGCUAUGAUUCUGUCAUACGUAUAUGGAAAGUUGAUAUGAGAGAGGAUCCUGCCAUAUUGAUCCAACAGUUUGACACUCACAGGAGUUUCAUCAACUCUCUCUGUUUUGAUAUUGAAGGUCACCACAUGUAUUCAGGAGACUGCACAGGGGUGAUUGUUGUCUGGAAUACGUCUGUCAAAGCCGACGAUGUACAACGCUCAGUGCGUCACUGGGGCGUUAACAAGGAAAUUAAAGAGAGUGAGUUCAAGGGAAUCCCGAUAAGUUACUUGGAGGUUCAUCCCAAUGGAAAACGUUUAUUAAUUCAUACCAAAGACAGUACUUUGAGAAUUAUGGAUCUCCGAAUAUUAGCAGCAAGGAAAUUUGUAGGUGCAGCAAAUUAUCGAGAGAAGAUUCACAGCACUUUGACACCAUGUGGGACCUUUCUCUUUGCUGGAAGUGAGGAUGGUAUAGUAUAUGUUUGGAACCCAGAAACAGGAGACCAAGUAGCAAUGUAUUCUGACCUGCCAUUCAAGUCACCAGUUCGAGACAUUGCUUAUCAUCCACUUGAAAAUAUGGUUGCAUUUUGUGCAUUUGGGCAGAAUGAGCCAAUUCUCCUAUAUAUUUAUGAUUUCCAUGUUGCCCAGCAGGAGGCUGAAAUGUUCAGACGCUACAACGGAACCUUUCCAUUACCUGGAAUACACCAAAGUCAAGACGCUUUAUGCACCUGCCCUAAACUGCCUCAUCAAGGAUCCUUUCAGAUUGAUGACUAUGUCCCCACUGAACAUUCUUCAAUGAAGAUGCAGCAAGUGAAACAGAGAAUUGAUUCUGUCACAGAGGUGAUACGAGCCUGUGCAGCAAAGGUCAACAAAAAUCUCUCAUUCACUUCAACAUCUGCCGCCUCACAGCAGUCUAAGUCAAAACAAUCAAACAUGCUGGACGCUCAUCAGAUUCUGCGUCAGUUUGGUUUCACUCAAACCGGGAUUAUGAGCAUAGAAAGAAAGCCUUGUAACCACCAUGUAGAUACAGCACCAACGGUAGUGGCUCUUUAUGACUACACAGCGAAUCGAUCAGAUGAACUAGCCAUCCAUCGCGGAGACAUUAUCCGAGUGUUUUUCAAAGAUAAUGAAGACUGGUGGUAUGGCAGCAUAGGAAAGGGACAGGAAGGUUAUUUUCCAGCUAAUCAUGUGGCUAGUGAAACACUCUAUCGAGAACUGCCUCCAGAGGUAAAGGAGAGAUCCCCUCCUUUAACCCCCAAGGAGAAAGCCAAAGUGGAAAAAGCUUUUCCAGCUCCGCAGAAGCAGUCAUUCAAGUCCCAAGAUUUCAGACUGAGCUCAGAGUCCAUGGCACAUUCUGAGGGGGGCAGAGAACAGAGUCAGGAGGACCAAGGACACGUCGUGGACACACAGGGGAAGGAGACGGGGCAGACGAGCCGGAAAGCCACCCUCACCGAGGCUGUGGGGCUCCUUUGUGAGGAGAUAGGCCGUCACCCAGCAUGUGGUGAGAUGGCGUCUCUCCCGUGGCAGCAGGACCCUGCCGUCCCCGGGGCUCCGUGCCCGGGCUGUCGGCAGCCGGCACUGUGCUGCUAA